CUCAUUUAUAAUCCUAGCACUUGGGAGUUGGAGGCAGGAGGAUGAGGAACUUACGGUCAUCUUCGGCUAUCUAGUGAGCUCAAGGCCAUCCUGGGCUGCAUAAGACACACACCCCCCAUCUCCAAAAAGCAUAAGAAGUAAAAAAAUAAAAUUCGUCGUGAAAAUAACAUACAGUCGUAGGAAGUCUUGCAGGACUGUGGGAACUUCCUGCCGUAAUCACCUCAUCUUGGUGGGCAGUCUGUUUAUAUUAUUUUGUAAUUGUUCAUGAAUUGAAAAUUGAUUUUUGUUUUUUAUUUAGUUUACAUGUAUGAUGAGUGUUUUGCUUCCAUGUGUGUCUUCGCACCACAUACCUGAGGAAGCCAGAAGAGGGCGUGAGAGCCCCUGGACCGGAAGUCACAGAUGGUGCGGGGAGGUGAACCCGGGUCCUCUGGAAGAGCAGCCAGUUUUUUGUUUUUAACUGCUGAACCAUCUCUCUAGCCCCUGAAAAUUUAGUUUUAAGUGGCCAUGCCCAGAUGCCAAAUCUAAUUCAAGCACAUCUAAAGUUAUUUGGAAAAGUUACUAUUGUUCCUCCAGCGGACUAUUAUAAAUAUUCCCCAGGUUUACUCACACAUCAGCAGUGAAGCUCCCCAGUGAUGUUGAGAACGUAAUAAUGUGAGGGUGGGGCUUCCAUCUAGAGAUGUCAGGGUCCUUCGGACAGUUCAUGGAAUUUCUUCAGCUUAAGACUGGGUAAAAGGAGAUCACUGAAAUCCACAUAGGAAAGUUUAUGUAUGAAGAGUUGUACCAGGUAUACGGCUUCAUCUUGGGAUCUUAACUUUGAAGUCAGAGUUCACCAGGUUUUUCACUCCAUCCAGGAGACAUGCAAUGAACUUCUGAAGAUAGUUGAGAAAUAUCAGCUAAGACUCAAUGUUAUAUCAGAGGAAGAAAAUGAACUAGGUCUCUUUUUAAAGUUCCAAGCAGAACGGGACACCACUCAAGCUGGUAAAAUGAUGGAUGCUGCCGGGAAGGCACUCUGCUCUUCAGCCAAGCAAAGAUUGGCCUUGUACACUCCCCUGUCUCGUCUUAAGCAAGAAGUAGCAACGUUCAGCCAGAGGGCCGUUUCUGACACUUUGAUGACCAUUAAUCGUAUGGAGCGGGCUCGCACAGAAUACAGAGGAGCCCUGCUGUGGAUGAAGGAUGCAUCCCAGGAGCUCGACCCAGACACCUUAAAACAAAUGGAAAAGUUUAGAAAAGUACAGAUCCAAGUGAAAAAUAGCAAAGGUUCUUUUGACAAGUUAAAGAUGGAUGUCUGUCAGAAAGUGGAUCUGCUUGGAGCCAGUCGCUGCAACAUGCUGUCUCAUUCACUGACUACUUACCAGAGAACAUUGCUUGGGUUCUGGGAGAAAACAGCUCAAACGAUGUCCCAAAUCCAGGAGGCCUGUGCUGGCUUUCAUCCGUACGACUUCAUAGCUCUCAAGCGACUACAAGACACACCAAGUAAUGUCACUGCAGAUGACAAGGAAGAAGCAGCAGAAGGAAGCUGUCUUACUGCAGACCUCAACAAGGUAGCUUUGUCAGAAGAGGAAGAAAGCGGUGAGAAAGAACCAGCAGUGGCAAAAGCUCUACCUAGAGACUUGCUGGAAGGAGAUGAUUUUGAGAAAGAAUUCGCAUUUCUGAACAGCCUCCUAAGCCCCACUUCUUCGAGUGCUAGUGAGCGUACACAGGAAUGCCAGACGGCCUGCGGGAGCCCCAGUGCUGGCCUCACAGCCCAGGAGCCUCCGGUGGGAUCCUCCCAGUUCCUCCCUUCACAGCUCUUUGACCUCGGCCUUCACGCGGAAGGAGCUUCCAACACCCCCAACAAUGGUAAUCAAGACAUGUCAGCCUGGUUCAAUCUAUUUGCGGACUUGGAUCCGCUCUCCAACCCAGACGCCAUCGGACAUUCAGAUGAUGAACUUCUCAACGCCUGACUGGGGCCCCAGGUUCAGGGGCCUCGAGGCAGCAACUGUGCGGCCUUUGCCUUUGUAGAGAGGAGUCCCACUGUCACCACACUCAGACGCAUAUGUUCAGGACAGGACAUCUGCCUGCCAGCCCCGCCAGAGGGUCUGGUGUCUGAGAAGCCUGUGUAUUUAUUAUGCUGGACGUGAAAGCUGUUGACCGUAUGUGGAAAUUUUUAGAAACUCCCGAGUUUGCAAUACUGAGAAACCAAACUUAUGUCUGAA
This is a messenger RNA of Myodes glareolus (Bank vole), 2195 nucleotides long. RefSeq names its product islet cell autoantigen 1 like (gene Ica1l). The record is from RefSeq and is a predicted model, not a curated record. Gene Ontology annotation, biological process: regulation of transport. Lineage: Eukaryota; Metazoa; Chordata; Mammalia; Rodentia; Cricetidae. Gene Ontology annotation, molecular function: protein domain specific binding. Gene Ontology annotation, cellular component: Golgi apparatus.